Molecule: messenger RNA, 1597 nt
Organism: Vigna unguiculata (cowpea)
Lineage: Eukaryota; Viridiplantae; Streptophyta; Magnoliopsida; Fabales; Fabaceae
Product: WAT1-related protein At3g28050-like
Cellular component (GO): membrane
Molecular function (GO): transmembrane transporter activity
Source: RefSeq, a predicted model, not a curated record
CCACGCAAUGAUCCCUUUUAUUAGUUUUGAAGAUAAUUUCUGUUCUCUGUGCCCCACCAAAUUUCAGUCAUUUUCAGUUGUCUCCACUUGAACUGGUGCAAUCAGAAACACUUUCGUCUUUAUAAUAAACUCCUCCUCGGAGCGAGUGAAUGAAUAUUAAGCAUCUUCUCAUGCUUAGCAAAUUGCAUUCACCAGAAUUUCCUUCAGAAAACCACCAUGAGGGAAUUGGGUGUGGUUGCUCUCCUUUUAUCCAUAGAGUUCUUGGAUGUGAUUGUUUACACUCUAAGCAAAGCAGCCAUGAAGAAGGGCAUGAAUGAUUUUGUGUUCGUCAUGUACUCCAAUGCCUUGGCAUCUUGCUUACUUCUUCCCAUAACCUUAUUCUUUCACAGGAAAAGAGCUCCUCCGCCACUCACUUAUUCCGUUGUUGGCCAAAUAUUUUUUAAUGGCGUGUUAAGUUGUAGUGUUCAGAUGCUCAGGUUUUUUGGAAUCGGUUUCAGCUCUCCUACUUUAGCAACUGCAAUGUCUGACUUAAUCCCUGCUUUUACCUUCAUACUGGCCAUCUUCUUCAGGAUGGAAAAAUUGGAUUGGAAAACUAACAGCACACGGGCCAAGUCCAUCGGGACAUUUGUAUCAAUCACUGGAGCCUUGUUAAUUACUCUGUACAAAGGCAAGGCAAUCAUAAAUAAUCACCCAUCUAAUAAAUUGUUUCCCAAAAACCUUGUUUCAUCUGAGCAAUUUGAUUGGGUAAUUGGAGCAAUGUUGCUUGUGGGUCAUAGCUUUGUUCUCUCAUUGUUGUUUAUAGUUCAGACAUGGAUAAUCAGAAAUUACCCUGCAGAGCUUAUUGUGGUACUCAUUCGCGGUAUAUUAGUAGCUCUACUAUCCGUUCCAGCUUCUCUGAUUUCAGUUAAGGAUUCAAGGGCUUUGAAAUUGGGAUUUGAUGUGCAGUUGAUAGCUAUUAUAUGUCAAGCAAUUUUCAGCGUAUCCUUUCGAAGUGUUGUUCAUAUAUGGGUGAUGGGAAAGAAGGGCCCUCUCUAUGUUGCAAUGUUUAAGCCAAUUGGAAUAGUGUUUGCGGCUAUAAUGGGAAUUUCGUUUCUGGGUGACUCUCUAUAUCUUGGCAGUGUGCUUGGAGCAGCCAUAGUGGUGAUUGGUUUUUAUGGUGUUCUUUGGGGGAAAAGCCAAGAGAGAACAAAGGAAGAGAGUGAAGAUCAUACGUUGGAAUCAUCCUCGCCCGUUGCCCCUCUUUUGCAGAACAAGAGAAUGGAAGAAUAGAAUCAUCCCAUCCCAGUGAUAAUGAUUUUUGACAAAUGCUGAAUUUAUGAGCACUUACAGAUAUCUAAUAUUUUGACGGCAGAAUGAAAAAAAAAAUAUAUAUAUAUAUAUAUAUAUAUAUAUAUAUAUAUAUUAUGGCAGACUGAAAAAAUAAAAUAUAUUUUUUUCAGUCUAAUUUGAUAAGAUAACAUGGGUCUGUUUUUGUUCAAAGCAUUGGCCCCUUGAUUUGCAGCACUGCACCUUUGAUAGUCUCUUGCUUCAGAUCUUCAUUUCUUGAGUAUCAAUAUGACCCGUUUAAAUUGUCACUGCAUUUACUGUUUUUGAAUUA